AUGAAUAAGCUUAAAUAUCUCGCUCUCGUCUUCUACUACUGGGUCUGCUUCUGCUUCAGUUUUCUUUCUCAAGAUCUGAUCCCCAAAUUCACCACAGUUUUCCAUCAUUAAAGCAUUGUCCAGACCACCAUGAGUCGUGGGAACAGCUGUGGUGGAGGGCAGAGCUCGUUGGGUUACCUUUUCGGCAGUGGAGAGGCUCCCGUACCUGCGCCCCCUGCACCCGGACCGAACAAUGGGGCUCCCCCGAAACCCAAGGCUGCUCCCGAACCAGCGGACAUUACCGGGCAAAUUCCAGCGGGUACCAAUAGGACAUCGGUCAACAACUAUGCCCGAGCUGACGGACAGAACACCGGCAAUUUCCUCACUGAUCGACCUUCAACGAAAGUGCAUUCUGCUCCUGGCGGUGGAUCGUCACUUGAUUACCUCUUCAGCGGAGGCAAGUAAUAAUACCUUUUGAGGUUGUGGUCGGCAUCUGAAUUUUAUCUGAAUCAUGUCAUUUGGGUUUUCUUAAUCAUUUUCAAUCAAAACUCGGCUUAUUUGGCUCUGUGGUUAUAGUCAAUGGAACAAACCAUCUAAGUCUUCACAAUUUCAAUGCAAAAGUUUAUCCGGUGAAUA
Tarenaya hassleriana is the source of this 615-nucleotide messenger RNA. Its product is annotated as protein SPIRAL1-like 1. Gene Ontology annotation, biological process: cortical microtubule organization. The record is from RefSeq and is a predicted model, not a curated record. The coding region runs from base 130 to 444 and encodes 104 amino acids. Lineage: Eukaryota; Viridiplantae; Streptophyta; Magnoliopsida; Brassicales; Cleomaceae. The transcript has 3 exons. Gene Ontology annotation, cellular component: cortical microtubule, transverse to long axis.